AUGGGCUUGCUGGAGCUCCUUAGGGGUCAGAAAGUCCUCCUGCUCGAAGCUGGCGACAACAAGGACAGAAAUCUGCGCGUCGGUGGGAGGCAAUGGUUAAACACGCGGUGUUGGAGGCUCAUCUGUACUAACUUCGGCAUCUACACCUUUGGCGCCCGGGACGGAUAUGACGAGUGGACAAGGAUCGUUGGCGAUGAUCCUUCUAACUGGAAACACAUCCAGGCCUGGUUUAAGAAACCAGAGACUUUCCAUGACGAGCUUCCAGCGGGAGUUGAUAAGAAAUAUGUUGCCCCGAAAAUGGGUGAUCACUGUACAUCGGGGCAUCUUCACGUCCGGUUUGCUGACUCGCACCUACUUGCCAACUCGCCUUUUCAGUGUGUCAUCUUAGAAAGAGAGAAAGUCGUAGGUGUAGAGUCCAAUAACAAGUGA
Messenger RNA from Paracoccidioides lutzii Pb01, 429 nucleotides. RefSeq lists its product as hypothetical. The record is from RefSeq and is a predicted model, not a curated record. The transcript is spliced from 2 exons. The coding region runs from base 1 to 429 and encodes 142 amino acids.